GGGGCAAAGCGGGGGAAAAGAGAGGGAAAAGAGUCAGGAGCGAGGCGGGCGAGGACGAGGGCGAGGGCACGGCGGGGUCCCGGCCGGCCAAAGGAGGCUCGCAGAAGCAGCAGCCCGCCGCCCGACCGCAGCUGGAUUGUGACGAUUGAUCCAGAAGACUGCAUUAAUUUCAGGAAUUGAUUGGAGAGACACUGUCUCUGCCACUAACAGCCAUGUAACCUUCGAUAUGGAAGAAAGAAACAGCAUUGCCAUGUUGGUGCCAGAGAUUGGAGAACAGGAGGCUGUGUUAACUGCUGAAGGAGUCCUCAGUCCUGCCUCGGAAGUUGACGAACAAAGAAAAGCCAAAGCGGAUCCAUUGGUCCAUGUCAUCCAGAAGUUAAGCAAGAUAGUAGGGCAUGAAAAGUCACAAAAAUGUCUUCUGAUUGGGAAAAAGCGCCCACGUGCAAGUGUGAUGCCACAUUCUCUUGAAACCCUAGAGCACUGUGAGAUUCCAGCUAAAGCAGCUGAGUCCCCUGCCGCUGAGAUUAGGAAAUCCGAGAUGUCACAAGCAAAUCCCACUCCAGACUGUCCUGCCUCAAAUGAUGGGAUGGCUAUGUCCUACCAGUGUAGCCUUUGUAAGUUUCUGUCAUCGUCCUUCUCGGUGUUGAAAGAGCACAUCAAGCAGCACGGGCAGCAGAACGAUGUAAUGCUAAUGUGCUCAGAGUGCCACGUCACAUCCAGAAGCCAGGAGGAGCUCGAAGCUCAUGUGGUAAAUGAACACGAAAAUAGUGCCAGUAGCCACGCCCAGCUUAGCUCCUCCUGCCAGGGAGCCACAGAAAGAAAGAAUGAGACCAUGGUGGACAUCCCAGUGAGCAUGGGCAGUCCACAGACCCAUGCUGUCCAAAGUGCAGCCGUGGCAGAGGUGGGCAGGAGGAAGUGGUAUGCGUACGAGCAGUAUGGCAUGUACCGGUGCUUGUUCUGUAGCUACACCUGUGGCCAGCAGCGGAUGCUGAAGACACACGCUUGGAAACAUGCAGGGGAAGUUAACUGCUCCUACCCAAUCUUUGAGAAUGAAAAUGAGCCCCUGGGCCUUCUUGCUUCUUCAGUGUCUGCUGCACCUGGUGGGGUUGAUGCAGUCGUCAUUGCUAUUGGGGACAGUGAACUGAGCAUCCACAAUGGGCCAUCUGUACAAGUACAGAUUUGCAGCUCUGAGCCACUGUCCUCUUCAUCUCCUUUAGAAGAGAGCACAGAGGAGGGAGUACACCUAAGCCAGUCAGUCACCCUGGACUCUAAUGAGGAGGAAAUGCUAGAGGUGAUGUCUGACUCGGAGGAGAAUCUGUUUGCUGAUAGUUUGCUCUCAUCAGCACAGAAAAUCAUUAGCAGCAGCCCAAACAAAAAAGGUCAUGUGAAUGUCAUUGUGGAACGUUUGCCAAGUGCAGAAGAAACCCUCCCGCCAAAACAUUUCCUCAUGAAUGCUGAGAUGGAAGAAGGGAAGAGCCUUAGCCCUGCCAAUGCCCAGACUGGGUGUGGAGGAGCAGGAGACAUCUACCAUGCUGACAAAUGUACUGUUGAUAUUGGGGGGUUGAUCAUUGGCUGGAGCAGUGCAGAGAAGAAAGACAGUGAGCUAAGUAAGGGCCUGGCUGCUGAUGAGAAUGCCCCGCCAGGACGGAGAAGGACCAAUUCUGAGUCUCUCAGGCUGCACUCCUUAGCUGCAGAAGCCCUUGUCACCAUGCCGAUAAGAGCUGCUGAACUAACGAGAGCCAGCCUUGGGCACUAUGGGGACAUAAACCUUUUAGAUCCGGACACUGGACAAAGGCAGGUCAGUGGUCCAUUGGCAGCAUACUCAAAAAAAAUCAUGUCUCCUCUUAAGAACUCUUCAGAUGGAGUGGCAAAUUUUAACCAAAGCAGCUCCACUGUGGUAGCACUCCCAGAGGGAAGGCAGGAGUUGUCAGAUGGGCAAGUUAAGACAGGCAUCAGCAUGUCCCUUCUUACUGUAAUAGAAAAACUGAGAGAAAGGACAGACCAGAAUGCAUCAGAUGACGACAUUUUGAAAGAGUUGCAGGACAAUGCCCAGUGUCAGCCCAACAGUGAUGGGAGUUUGUUAGGGUCCAACGUGGUGGAAUACAUCCCGGAUGCUGAGCGGCCCUACCGCUGCCGCCUGUGCCACUACUCAAGUGGCAACAGGGGCUACAUCAAGCAGCACCUACGUGUCCAUCGGCAGAGGCAGCCUUACCAGUGUCCUAUCUGUGAUCACAUAGCUGAGGACAGCAAAGACUUGGAAAGCCACAUGAUCAACCACUGUAAAACCAGAGUCCACCAGUGUAAGCAGUGCAAAGAGUCUUUCCAUUACAAGAGCCAACUGAGAAACCAUGAAAGAGAACAGCACUCUCUGCCCAACACCUUGUCAGUAGCUUCAAAUGAGCCAAGAAUUUCCCGUGAUGCCGCUGAUGGAAAGUGUAUUCAGGAAGGGAACAAGUCUUCAACCCAGAAGCAGUAUAGGUGUGAUGUGUGCGAUUACACAAGUACAACAUAUGUUGGUGUCAGAAACCACAGACGAAUCCAUAACUCAGAUAAACCAUAUAGGUGCUCCUUAUGUGGGUACGUGUGCAGCCACCCCCCUUCCUUGAAGUCACACAUGUGGAAGCACGCGAGUGACCAGAACUACAACUAUGAGCAAGUUAACAAGGCCAUCAAUGAUGCAAUCUCACAAAGCAGCAGAGUUCUGGGCAAAUCCCCUGGGAAAACAUUCUUAACCAGCAGUGGAGAGAGAGCUGACCCUACCACAGGCAGUCCAGAAGACUUGGUGUCAUCCUCAGAGCUGACUUCCCAGCUGCCCAGUGAAGUCCUAGAUGCCAGCGAGCUUGAGAAACUGAGCCCCACAGGCAGCAACUCUGACAUCUCAGGAAGGAGCUGCAGCUUGGCUGCACCAGGCACUGAGUACUGCGUGCUGCUCUUCUGCUGCUGCAUCUGUGGCUUCGAGUCAACCAGCAAGGAAAGCCUCCUGGAUCACAUGAAAGAACAUGAGGGAGAGAUUGUCAGCAUCAUCCUGAACAAGGACCACAGCACAGCCCUGAACACCAACUAGCUGGGAGCAUGUGGGAGGGACCCUCCGAACUGCUGGUCAACCUUAGUGCCAUCACUAGCUCACUAGACACAGGGAAGCAGGUGUUGUGACUGGUAUUUGAGUGCUUGAGUGGGGAAAUAGAGCUGUGACCCUGUGUGAGCCUCUGUCAGCCCUUCUUAGUGUCAAGUGUUGAUUAUUAAAAGCUUAACAUGGCUCACAAUGAGGUGCGAGCAAAUGAAUUGAGAAGGACCUGCAGAGCCACACUUGCCAGCUCUACAAUGGCCAGGGCUCUGCUAGGGAAAGUGGCAAAUGGGAGAGGGUGGUUCCCUCUGUCUCCAGUGGGCAGCGGGCUGUGGAAUAGGCUUUAUAAAUCGUUUCCUUUGUGAAUAAGAAUUUAUCACAGACUUGGUGUAGGGGAUGGUCCUUUACUCCCUAAAAAAGACGGAAGAGGGAUCACAGAUCACAUUUGGGAAGUAAAUUAUUGUUUCAAAUUUACAGUGACUCCCCACAAGAUUCAACCAAAUCUCAGGUUCACAGAAAUGGGUGGCUUCAAAGAGGUUCUCUGCAAUGUGAACACAAGUGAGCCCACUCCUCCACCAGCAGCAGCAGUUACCUGACCACCUCCUCAAGCAACAGAGGACCAAGACAGUCUGCGUCACCGGGCCAUAGAAAUGCUUUGGGGAGGCCGGGUGUGGAGGACAGGCUCUAAUCCACACCUGGGGUUAAAAAAGAGAUCACUUGGAGAAUAAGAGCUGAAAGUCAGCUGUUGAGCUUUUCCUUCUUAGAGUUUAGUGGUGUAGUUACAUGUAACAGAACAAUACAGAAUGACUGAAGGACAGUAAAACUUGAGACAGCUGGGUUCUGAGGUUGAGGCUAACCUGGUCAAAUAGCAAGUUCCAGGCUAGCCAAGGCAUCAAAGUGAGAUCCUGCCUCAAAAAACUAAACAAAAUAAUAAUUGCAAAAAGGACUAGAAAGAUGGCUUAGCAGUUAAGAGACUGGCUGCUCUUCUACAGGAUCCAGGUUUGAUUCCCAGUAAGCUCACAACCAUCUGUAAUUCUAGUUCGGGGGGAUCUGGUACCCUCUGGCCACCCUCAGGUACCAGGUAUGCAUGUGGUAUACAGUCAUACAUUCAGGCAAAACACUCAUAAAAAAUAAAGUCUGUAAGGAACAGAAUUUUGGAGACUUGAGGAUGUGGCUCAGCAGUUGAACUCUUCUCUAAUGUACAUCUCGCCACAAGAAAACCAAACAAAAGCAAUUUCUUGUCAGAAACACCAUUGGCAAGUGACUAUAGUCUAUUUCUAAAAGAGUCCAUUGUUAGCAUGCAAGACAUACUGAAAACUCGCAGCACAUUUGUGCUAAAGUUUACACCAUGCAGAAGUGACCUCAUUAGUCACAUGUUUCAUGUCAUUAUUUCGGAGGCUGAGGCAAACAGGGUGUUGCCAUUUUUUGUAUUUCUGAUCACUUACAUACUGUUGCAUUAAAGCAGAUUCUGCAUUGCUGUUAAUGUUGGUAUUGUUUACACACUCAGAAGUGAGGGGCAGCUCCUGGAAGGAAAGGGUCCAUUUGUGUUGACAAGAUUUUUACAGCAUUUGUUCCCAAAGUUCAAGUGACCAGGAAAUGAGUUCCUGGCUUUUCCAGGGCACUGAGAACUGUUGCAGGGGCCAGUAUGUGGAAACAUUGUGAUUUGCUGUAUCUUGUUCCCCCACUCAUUUUGAUGACACUAGAGAAAUGUGGAUAAAACUUUGUCACUCUUCCAUUUGAUUUUAGGUAGCCUUUUUUGUUGUCAUUGUUUUAAACAGGGCCUUUCUGUGUAGCCUUGACUGACUUGGAACUCACUAUGAAGACCAGGCUGGCCUUGAACUCAAGAGAUCCACUUGCCUCAGCUUCCCAAGUGCUGGGAUUAAAGACAAGUGCCACCACACCUGGCCAAGGUAGGCUUUAUUUAUUUGUGAAAGUUAAUUCAUUCCUGAUACAUGGAUUUUAAUAAAAAAAAAAAUGAAUUCAUUGAUACUAAUUAGAUUCCCCUAAAUUCACUCUGUGGAUUUAAAUAAAUUUUCUCAUAUUUUCACAAUUAAAACAUUUAUAUUUAAUGCCAAAUGCAAAUAAUUUCCAUGUUUCCAUUUUUAUCACCCACUGCUGUUACACACACUAGAUCUAUUCUUCAUUGUGCUUUAGUCUAAACAGCCUUCAGUGAAUUUUCUGUGGCUUUAAUUUUCUAGACUUGUUUAAAAAAUAGUAAAUACCCAAAACAUCCUAUCAUUCCAGCAGUAUGGCUCUUAAAAUGAUGCUUCCCAAUCUUUACAUGAUUGUGAUCAUGAGUUUAAAAUUUCCUCCACCCCAUGGGGGAAAAUUAACCCAAGGGUUCAAAGCCUCCACACUGUCAUCUGUUCCUACAAGCUCUUUGGCCUGGACGAGGGACAGAGUGCCUGGUACACUGCACACCCUGCUAACAUUUGCAGCAAGCCUUAACCAUUCUCUACCAAGAUGCAAGUUUCAUAAUAACAGAAGCAUGCGUGUGUGGUUGUCAUUGUUGGGGGAGACACAGUCAGGGUCACUGGCCACAGGAGUGUACUGACUACUGCUGUACGCUUUGGCAUGGGAAUCUUGUUGUCUAUUUUCUGCACUGACCACCUGCAGUUCUAUGAUUGGACGGGGAAUUCUGCUUUAAAGACAUUUACUGGACUCAGUAAACAUGAGAUGGAGAGGUGAUGGUUGUGAUCUUUAUAACUAUUAUUUUAGGGCUUUAUCAUCUUGCUGUGACCAUAGGAAUCUGGCAGGUGCCCCCACUGACCUGUCAGCCACAUGCUUACUCUAUUUUUCUGUGUCUAGAGCACAUCAAGCAGCAAUACCACCUGAAGCUUUUGCCCUGGACCUUUCGCCCUGGACCUUUCAGUCCUGUUGUAACCAUUGAUGGCUUUGUACGUGUUCUGCUUUUUUCCUCACAAAGCAAACGUGAGCAUCAUGUUUACAUCACACCUCCCCAGCGCACUUGGCUUGACAAAAGAUGAGCAGACUUCUGUUUCUAGUUUCAUAAACACUUAUUUAAUCUUUUUUUUAAUUGUACAGCAAGGUGCUCAAAGUAAUAGUCUAUAAAUAUAUUUAAUAGAAACUUGAGUUUGACAUUCAUGAGCAUAAGGAUCUGUAUUUUUUUAAAGAAAUAAGUAUUGUGUAACACUAUGGCUUUGCUUCUGUAGCCAAAGUAGAGAAACUUCUGGAAUAUGAUGUAAAAAAGCAACAGUUGAUUUCUGACACUGUCAUUAAAACUGGACGAUUGGCAUUUGGUCAUGUUAUGUUGCACAUGGAGCUGCAAGCCUUAAAGCCACCUGUGCAGAAGAGUGCAGCCGGCCACCAGGCACUUCCUUACCUUCAGAAGGACUGUGCAAAAUUAGAAUAAUUUAUUUUGCUUUACAGGAGUUUGUCAUGUAUUGACUUAAAUAUUGUAUUUUGGUAAUAAAUUUUUUUGUUAAAAACA
Peromyscus californicus insignis is the source of this 6515-nucleotide messenger RNA. RefSeq names its product zinc finger protein 507 (gene Znf507). Gene Ontology annotation, cellular component: nucleus. Lineage: Eukaryota; Metazoa; Chordata; Mammalia; Rodentia; Cricetidae. The coding region runs from base 227 to 3064 and encodes 945 amino acids. Gene Ontology annotation, biological process: regulation of gene expression. The transcript is spliced from 7 exons. The record is from RefSeq and is a predicted model, not a curated record.